GAUUUACAGGACCGGCUCCUACCUGUAGCACCAUAAAUUAAUAAAUCAUGGGAUGAGAAUGAGAUUCAAGUAGCCCCUUUCGGUUCGUAGUCCCUUCAAGCUUUCUGCAGUUUGGAAACCCUAAACUGGGAAGACUUUGGAAAGUCAUCUACUUUUUAUUCUGGUUUGGGUGUUUUCUCGUAAACGUUCCAUUAUUGAAUCGAUUAACCAGUUGAAGAAUUCGGAUUAACGUCUCAAGACUUGGAGGGGGAGCACACAACUGGGAAAGAGUAUGAAUGCUGAGGGGGUGAGGGCACCUCCUUUAAGAGGUUACCGAAGGAGGAAGGCGGCACUGGACUUGAACAUGGUCCCGAGUGAAAACAGGGAUCACGAGGGUACUUCAUCUCAGAUUGAAGCUCAGCCAGUGCAAACGAGCCAAAGACAGCCUGUACCACCUGCAAGAAUUGAUGUUGAUGCAAUUGACGAUGACGUUAUUGAAUCUUCUCCUGGGGCUUUUGCAGAAGCCACAAAAAAUUCCAGAAGGAAUCGCAGAAGGAUUGCACUUGAUGUAGAUUCGGGGCAAACGACUUUUGUGGCUGAUAUUCCUCGCGUCAAGCGCGCUAGGGUUCCAAAAAAUCAAACAAACAUCUGUUGUGAGCUUUACAUAAAUUAUGAUACCAGUCGCAAAUCUAAGAGAGAUGACGCUAUCAAUGUAGCUGAACCAUCUCCGCCGCUACCGCCAGCACCAAAGGAACCCACAUUCACCUGUCCAAUUUGCUUUGGUCCCUUGGUUGAGGAGAUGUCAACAAAGUGUGGUCACAUUUUCUGUAAAGAAUGCAUCAAGACGGCCAUAGGAAAACAGGCCAAAUGCCCUACUUGUAGGAAAAAGGUCACCGUGAAGGAACUUAUUAGAGUAUUUCUUCCUGCAGCCAAUUGAACGUGAGGCUAUGCUUGAAAAGGAUUUUACCAUUAUCUCUGGUGUAGUCGUCAAGUUUCUCUCCAUUGAAGCUUAAGCAUGCAAGGUUGAAGCCAUAUAACAGCCUCUCUAUGAUCCGGAGGUAAGGCUGUAUCCUCAUUUAGCUACCUUUGGACAAAAUAUAUUAACUAGGAUGGAAUAUUUUUUAGGCACUGAGGCAACCUGUCAAGAGUCGUGAACAUGCUUGAUUUUGUUAUAAUGCAACACAAUAUUCAGCUCAAGUCUACUCAUCAUUUGUUGGAUGCAACUUAUGUGAAAUAUUGAAAAGACAAUAACGGGAGACAUUGAUGGA
Molecule: messenger RNA, 1247 nt
Organism: Tripterygium wilfordii
Lineage: Eukaryota; Viridiplantae; Streptophyta; Magnoliopsida; Celastrales; Celastraceae
Product: E3 ubiquitin-protein ligase RNF4-like
Exons: 6
Coding region: 272-916 (214 amino acids)
Source: RefSeq, a predicted model, not a curated record